AUGGAUAGUGCCAAACCUCCCUCGACUUGGGGGGAGGCCCUCGAGAAGUAUGCUAUUGUCGAAGUACGAGCGUUUGAAAAACGACUCCGUGCAAGCGCACUACGUGAUAGAGAGAAAGUACGUGCACUGGUAGGGAGCAACUAUCGGGACCUGCUUGACACCGCAGAGCAGAUUGUCGAGCUCGAUCGCAAAGUCCCCUCUGCAGAGUCGAAUAUCGCGGCUUUAGGCCAUGCGUGCGUGCCACCAACUUUCGAGACGACAGCAGCACAGCCACCUGCAAGAGUGAUCGCAUUGAGCCACCUAAGACUGAUCGAUGCUAUGUUGAGAUGCACUGCUAAAGCGACGAAAGAAAAGUCUGUUCUUCUGGCGAGUCGGCUGAUUGUCUUGUCACGCUUACUUAUCAAACACUUAGAGCAGGCGAAUGGUCUGAUACAAAGCCUGCAGUGGCUACAGAGUCGGCACAAGACUGUGCGUCAACGUCUUCUAGCCUGUCUAGAUGGCAUACUCGUGAGGCCGACUACUCCCUUGCAAGGGUUGUACCGUGCGGUGGCGGCGUACUGCUUGACCACAAGUUCAGCGUCUGCUGAUGCACUAAAGCACUUUCAGGCAUUACGAGGCGCAAGACUUGCUCAGAGGGACUCAGAGACUCAACCCUCAACCCCGUCGAUUAGUAGAUCUUCUGUGGGAAUGAAGUGUCAGUACUUGAUCGCCACAGUCACUGCUAUCAAGGCGCUAUCUGGGCGUGGAGUUAGUGAAAUACUGGCUAACCUGCAGAAACAUCCUAUUUUCGAAGACAGCAGCCUGGCAAAGCUUGACACUCUUCAAUUGGACUUUCACCGUCCUCUUUUGCCAUCAGACAUCCUAUCAUUCACGCCCUACUUCAAACGUCAAGUGUUAUCACCGUCGGAAGUGCGCAAUAUUUACCAAGCUUGGGUAGAUGAACAUGUUUCCUACGUGGUCCGAGAUCUUAGAGAUCUGUUAAGCAACCUGAAGCUUACUGGAGUACUGCAUAUGAGGAAGGAGAUUAUGAAUAUACUUAUGCCGGUCUGCUUUUCGACUCUGCUUCACACGUCGUCCUUGGGUACAGUUCGUGCUGUAUUCUCGGAACGGAUUGAGGACCUUGUCCAAACACAAGCUAGUGGUCUGAAGCGAAUAUCAGACACGUUGCCGCGGACUGAACAAGGAGCAGAUGAGACGUUUUGGAGGUCAGACCUUGUCCGCCAUAUGCAUAUACGACGCGACGACUCGAACCUGAUAUCUGUUCAAUCUCAGCGGCUUGGUCUAAGUCAAAGCCCCCGGAUAUAUUUGCAACGGCUGAACAAGUGGACACAGGCUUAUGGUAUAAUACACGAUGAGUUGAACAAUCUUACACGCAUUCGUUGGCAAGACAAGAUCGAGGAAUACGAUGACGAGGAUGAGGAGGUUGCCAACGAGAUUGUUACUGGGCUAUCGAAAGAUGAUCCUCAGCAGUAUCGACGCGCGUAUGACGCUGCACUCUUAGAAGCUGCAGGACAGUUUGUAGCGACGUUAUCGGCUGAAGCAGAAAAAGUGGUGCAACAGGAUGUUGGUCCCAUAACAGCAGGUCAAAUCAGUACGCUACUGAGAGUGUUCCGCGAAGCCAAGGUUGUUCUGGACGCUGUCGGUCCUAGCAAAAUAUCUACAAAACUUGUGGAGCCCAUGAAUGUUUUAUGGAAGGCACUAGCUGACCAGGUCGCCGCCCAAUUAUUCAGCACAAUGGAAAGCAAAGAGCCAGCAGGAUCCUUGAUCUUUCAAACAGACGAUCUACCAACUCCACUGACUGUCUCCAUGCUGCAAACGCUCAGUAUGUUGAUGAUGAAAAAUGGCGGGAUAGACCUUUGGAAUAACACUCCUACACGGUACAUACGCCGUGCGGUGCUUCAGAGAGCACUGUCGGACGAGUACAAUAGGUUUUACGUACGAAGUGAUCUUGACAAAGCAUAUCUGACCGCAGCAUUAGGUGGAGAACACCCAGCAAGCGAAGCAUGGAGCGAGCAGAUCACUCGUAGGGCGGCCAUGUACUGGAACAGAACAAAGAGUUUGUAUGGCAUACUCGCUGUGGAAGAACCGACGCGUGGUGCAUAG
Molecule: messenger RNA, 2103 nt
Organism: Lithohypha guttulata
Lineage: Eukaryota; Fungi; Ascomycota; Eurotiomycetes; Chaetothyriales; Trichomeriaceae
Exons: 1
Coding region: 1-2103 (700 amino acids)
Biological process (GO): intra-Golgi vesicle-mediated transport
Cellular component (GO): Golgi apparatus; COG complex
Source: RefSeq, a predicted model, not a curated record